AUGAAGGAGCGAUUUCUGCGUCUACUGCCAUUCAUAUUUCUUUUGGCAAAGGGUAAUUUAGUCAUCAUUUUUGGUGCUUUUUCAAAUUUCAUUGAAACUAUUAAGAAUAUUUUAGGUCAAAACGUCCAGAUAUCCCCGCCCUCAGGAGCCUUUGUUCUCCGCAGAUCUGACGAUAAACCGAAUCCCUAUUUUUCAUCGUUACCAAAUUCCACAGAAAUAACUGAAUUGUAUCUGCAAAAUGGUUGCGCUUUCAACGCUGACCAAACUGUCUCCCAGCGAAUGGGAGGAAGAUCUUUCUAUGAACAUUUGUUCCCUGCGGCGCAAAAUUUACAUUGCACUGUGAAUGUGAGAUUAGCCAAGGAGGAGAUUUACUUGGUGAGCUUAAUAUUGCCAAAACAUUAAUUCUUUUCGAAAAUGAUUACCAUGUUUAUUUGUAGGACCGGCCAUUUGUUGAUAUCAUCGUUCUCCGUGAUCCCGUUUGGAUCAGUCUCUUCAAGCAUCGGUUGUGUGUAACUGUUCAAUUGACAAACCAAGCUGGUGCUUCUGUUGCUGGCUCUUGUAUCUUCCAUGAACGGCAUCCAAACAAACAUUCAUGUUUGAUUAGACAAGUUGUUCCGUUCUCUUGGUUUCAAGUCAAAUCAACUGCUCAAAAAAAAGAACAGGUAAAUUUAGGGAUUUCCCAAAACAAAACUAUUUUCAUAUUCCCCUUUAAUCUUUUUUUCAGAUUGUUUCGGUAUCUUACUCCGUCAAACGCCAAUGUUCUUCCCCUGAAUUUCCUUUACUUGGGCAACGCCUGAAGCUGAUGUCAACCGUCGAGAAACUUGGGGCUUUCAUGAGCAACAAACAAGAUGUUGGGUGAGUAUUUCUUUUGCUCUCAUAUCCCUCGCUUCAGCCAUUUAACCGUCCUUUCUCGGCCAAACAUCACUUUCAUCACGGAGUCCAUGUCAGCGAUGAUUUUUCAUUUCAAAAGAAACUCAACGACUAACAAUUCAACUGAGCUCGAGAAAUUAAACGUCCGAUUUUAUGUCGAUGACAGGUUUGAGGUGGUCUCUGCUUCAUCUUUGGAUCCGAGAGCAUGGAGGCUAAGGGUUGAGACGGUGACCGAACCAAGAAAAUUCACAAGUUUCCAGUUGAGUUAUAAUGGAAGGGAGCCGUUAGAUGAAAAGUAAGUCAUAUAAACGGAUCUUUGAACUGCCAAAUACUACGGCUGAAGCUAACCACUUUGAAUCCAUGAAAUUUCAGUUUUGAGCAGUACAUCUUCGCCGUUCUUCUGAGACUCCGAAAUCGAAUUGACAGCAUUUUACGGCCAAAUCAAACCACUCAAUCACAAAUUCAGCUACAAUGGAACGUGGAGUUAGAUGAAAGUAAUGAAGUUAUACCCAUGAAAUCAACGUCAAAAGCAACACCAGCCACAGAACCAAUAAAAGCGACCAUGUACAAGGUUGUGAAGAACAUAAAUAUUGGAUCUGACAGAGCUUAUGCUCUGGUUCCUCUGGCCAAGGUAGGGUCUACGGUUUGAAGCAUUCACUUUAUUCAUCUUAGACCAGUGAUCUCAUAAACACCGCUGUGUUGACUGGAAUUCAAGUGGCUACAACCAUGAGAAUCUAUGUUGUAACUGAAGCCGGUCAACUCCAAGAUAUCACCGACAAAUCGCACUGCCAAUCAGUUGAAGCUCGUAUAAUAAAAGUGUCUCCAACAUGCACAUCCAUCUACGUUGAUGGCUCUGAACUCCGAGGGAAAUCAGAUGUUCAAAUAGAAGUGAUCUACAAAAAUAUGACGGCUUCGGCUUCAUUUGUGGUAUGGUAUCCAAAACUGCCAAUUACUGUCUGGGCCGCUGAUAGGAAUUUGAACUCUGUAAAUGAUUGGAGAAUCGCCGGAUGGGAGAAUUUUGGGACAAGGCGGAGAAAAAGAAAGGCCGCGCAAUCUGUUUGUGAAGCCAGAUUUCAACAAACUGAGGUAAGCAAAAAAUAAAUUUUUGAAUUACAUUUGUCGAGCUGUUCUAUCUUAAUAAUUCAUUUUAGAUCCGAGUCCUUGCCGCCUUUCAUAUCGUCGAUGAAGAGACCGGCGAAAAAUCGUAUCUUUCAGGAUCUCACGAUCUUUUCUUUGAUGUCACCCAGAUAUCUCAACAAAGAUUGCACUCCUCAAACCCCGCAAUUGUCUCCAUCCGUCGAAAAGAUGGCCGAGUUUUGGCCAUUGGCCAUCAUCCAGGCCAAGCUCGGCUGGCUAUUAAAUCAGUCACUGGGAAUGAUAUCGAAUAUGGGGCAGUCGAUCUCGCUGUCUCUAAAGAUACCGUAUCCGCUGUCCAGUUAUUUGUGAGAGUCGUCUCGGAUGUCCAAUUGGAACUGCAGUCCAAGCCAGGACUGGCCUCUCAAUUCGAAUUAAUAGCCAGAACAAAUGGAUUAUUAGCUCAGAAAUAUCAGCAUGCCACUUUGGAGAUCUUCAUUUUCUAUUCUGAUGGACAAAAGGAGUUGUUGUCUGAUGUGGAAACUACAUUUUAUUCGUUGUCUAUCUACACAACUGAUGAGAAUGCGUUGAAAAUUGGGCAGCAAAGAGGAAGUUCAAAUGUGGAAUUGGUCUUAUUAGAGGACAAGCCUGAUAUUAAAUUAACUGUGGAAAUGAGAGCUCCGAAAGUCUGCGACGACCCCGACACGCCGUCAUUGGCUGCGGGAAUGACAAUAUUGGACACUGGGGUGAAGUCAGCGGUGCAGCAGACUCAGCAUAUUUAUGUAGACAGUGCCGAGAAAAUACGUAAGAAUAAAUUUUUAUUUUUUUUACUUCACACUUCUAGACAUGAAUGUGACCAACUCCCAGCCAGAGAACUCUUCUUCCCUCGGCCUUCAACCUCUUUUGGCCAUUCUUCUCCUCCUGAUCCUCAUUGUUGGCCUUUAUCACAUCCUCAGCGGGCAAUUCCGAGGAUUUCACAAUGGUUAUGAGAAGUUGGUAAUGCCCUUGCUAGCUCGUUUAUCCUCCAAUGGAAGCCUUGCCAGUGAAAAUGUGUGUGAAGGAGAGAAUACUUCCAAGGAAUUUGUUUGGCUUCCCAAAAGCCAGAUCGAUAACAUGAGCGUGAACAGUCAUUUCUCCCAGAAAUCAACUAUGAAUGCGACAAAUGGGACCAGCUCCAGCAAUAGUUCAUCCUCUUCAAGUGGAAACGGAACCAAUAGAAGCGUUUCCGUCUCGUAUCGAGGCUCCGAAAUCAGUGUUUUCAUAUCCCCACAGACAAAAGGAGCGGUUUCUGUAAGUUCUUAAAGUAAUUAAUGUUAGAGUUAUGAUAAUUUAGGUAAACGAAGAGCAACGGCAGUUGCAACAAGCCAGCUGGAGAUCAACAAAUGGUCGGACAAAUCGGGUUCGACGACAAAAUGGAUACGGAUUCCAGAUAUCCAGGCUAAAUGAAGGUGCUGUGAGUGUGCAUGAUAAAUUGAGUGACUCGAACUAUGUUGGGAAAUAUGGAAAUGCAACUCAUAACUCGCUGAAUGGUCGGAUAAAGAGGAGAAGUAGCGAUCAUAUGCCUUUUGGGGAUGAAUUCGGAUCGGUGACAAAAAGAGCGCCACUAAAGAGAGAUGUAAGUUUAAAAUAAUGUAAUUUUGAUGAGAUAUAAAGAACCAUAAUAUAAUGUCUUUUUUAGACAUAUAAUAUUGCUCCCACUCGUUUCCAUCGGACCAAUUCCUCUUCCAAUCAGAUCUUUGAUCAUCCUCGACAACAACAUAUGCCAUCGUAUCUCCGUCAUUCCGCCCAUCAGCUCCCUUCUUAUAACAAACGAGAUCGCCCCAACGGUUUGAUGUAUGGAUCGGCUUCAAGCUACUGUCCUCCCUUGGUCAAAGACAAGUACAGUGAGUAUGAGAUUGGGAUAAAUUCUGGAGAUUCAUCGCCCGAGGAGAUGACUCCACCUCCCACAGCGUUGGCCCCUCAUUAUUUCCAAAGUUGGAUGACCGUGGGCUCCAUUGAGAAGUUGCCUCGGGCGUCUGUUUCUCCCAGGAAGCCUCCAAUCCCAUCAAAUGGAGAUCUUCGAGAGACUGUCGCCUAG
Molecule: messenger RNA, 4021 nt
Organism: Bursaphelenchus xylophilus (pine wood nematode)
Lineage: Eukaryota; Metazoa; Nematoda; Chromadorea; Rhabditida; Aphelenchoididae
Source: the annotation of a GenBank genome assembly